Messenger RNA from Synchiropus splendidus (mandarinfish), 2933 nucleotides. RefSeq names its product CD166 antigen homolog. The transcript has 16 exons. Bases 193 to 1878 code for a protein of 561 amino acids. Gene Ontology annotation, biological process: cell adhesion. Gene Ontology annotation, cellular component: plasma membrane. The record is from RefSeq and is a predicted model, not a curated record. Lineage: Eukaryota; Metazoa; Chordata; Actinopteri; Syngnathiformes; Callionymidae.
UUACCUGUUUCACUACGGACGUGAGCGCUUGUUGGCGAGCACAUGUGACUCUGCUGAGAGGAGCCAGCCCGCUAAAACCCCAAAAGCUGUUUGUUUCCGGGAGCUGCGACCCCCUCCGAGACAAGCCUAAACUCCGGCAAGUGCUUUUGACCGACCUGAGAAGCGAGCUGAGGAGCCGCGAGCGCCGCCAGGAUGCACUUGUUGUCCGCCCUCUUCAUCACCGCGCUGCUCCGCCAAGCAAGUGCUUUGGAAACUGUUGUCGGCCUGUAUGGGGAGACGCUGGAGAUCCCGUGUAACAAUGGAGCCAUAAAAGAAGACGUGCUGAUCACCAAAUGGAAAUACGACAAAGGAGUCGGCGUGUCAGGAGACUUGCUGACCAGGGGCCAGUCACAGGAUGUUUCAGUCACGGCAGAUGAUGAAUAUAAAGGACGAGUGAGCAUGGCCGCUAACGCCAGUCUGAUGGUUUCUGAGGCCAGACUGACGGACCAGCGUACUUUCACCUGCAUGGUGGUAGUGGGCGGCAACAUUGCAGAGUACCCUGUUAACGUGGAGAUCUACAAGACGCCUGCAGGAGUGGAGAUUUCUGAAAAAGCUGCAGAGCUAGAGAUCGGCAAACUGACUAAGCUCGGCACGUGUGUCGUAAAAGAUGCCAACCCACCCGCAAAGGUCACAUGGCUGAAGAACAACAAACCUCUGGUUGCUGAUGGGAGAGGGAUUUCCAUCCAGGAGUCGGCGCAACAAGACCCAAUAACCGGCCUCUCUACGACGACGUCCACCUUGGAAUAUUCUGCAGAGAAGGAAGAUGCUGAUGCUGAGUUCAAGUGCAGCACCCAGCCCAAGAUGAGCCCGGAGCUGGUGUCCUCGUUGGUGAAGUUCUCUAUUACCUACUCCACUGAGAACAUCGUACUAGAGGUCCAUGGACAACAACCCGUGGUGGAAGGGCAGAAUGUGACCCUGAAGUGUGUGGCAGAUGGCAACCCAGCACCAACCAGCUUCAACUUUUACAUCAAGGGCGAGAUGAUAAGAGUGGACUCCAACAACUACAUGCUGACGGACAUCGGCCGAGAAGCCACCGGUGAAUACAAAUGCUCUCUCAUCGACAACCCCCUGAUGGAGGCGUCUCAGGAAAUCACAGUCAACUACCUUGACAUCAAUCUGAGCCCCGCUGGGGAUAUCGUCAAGCGCGCCGGCGAGGCUCUGGAGCUAAACUUCCGAAUUGAUGCUUCUGGGGAUAGUAAAGUUACCUGGAGGAAGAACAACGUCAUCCUGGAUAAAGAGCCUCAGUUGAACAAGCUGACCUUCUCAGACUCUGGACGUUAUGAGUGCGAGGUGAGGAUGGGACCCCUCAGCAGGAAAGCUUCCUUUGAGCUGCUGGUUGAAGGUCCACCAGUAAUCAGGAAGCUGUCCAAACUGCGCAGCAAAGACGGCAAACACAAAGUUCUGAGUUGUGAAGUGGAAGGAUCUCCAAAGCCAUCUGUGUCUUGGAGCAUCAAUGGCACAUCGCAUGAAAGCCCCUUCAUCAACGGUCAGAUAACGUACAAGAUCACGGUGGUGCCCACGGAGAACCUGACCGUGUCAUGUGUAGUGAACAACCAGUUCGGCCGAGACUCCGAGGAGAUCGAGGUGUUGUCUCUAUUUGAGGAGGUGAAAAUGGAUAAACGAGAUCAGUCUGGCGACUAUGACCAGACCAAGCUGGUGGUGGGAGUCGUGGUCGGGCUCCUCGUCGCCUGCGUGGUCAUCGGACUGAUCUACUGGAUCUAUGCCAAGAAGUCCAAGCAGGGAAGCUGGAAGACUGGCGAGAAGGAGAACGGUUCCUCUGAGGAGGAGAGGAAACUGGAGGAGAAGGUGGAGGAGAAUAGUCAAAAAGCGGAAGUGUAAACUACUAUCAUCCAUCCUAUUGGGAAUGUGGAAGUGAGAUCAAGAACUUUUGCACAUUUCUCUUCGCCUCUGUCUUUGGGAAAGGAAUUUCAAAAAAGUGUACAUCGGGAUGAAGACGUUUGGAUUUGGUUUCAGGGAGAAUUUCACAAUAAAAGCAUAUCCACACUCCACCCACCACUCCUUAAAAAAGGUUUAAAAAUUAUUUUUUUCUGCACUACCAAAACGUGUAACUAUUCAUGUCGUUAGAAAAACAAUUUGGGAUGUUUUUUUUUUUUUGUUUUCUUAGUUGACGCAAACAAAAUAGACCAGUUGCCUUUGCUGUAAGGAUGUGUAGCCCCCCGAACCCUCACCUCCUCGCGUUAGUUUCCAUUCUCACUUCUAGAGUUCAACAACAUCACAACCUCUGCCUUCGACGAUCUUGUUUGUUCACUCAAAUUGCAGUUCGGAACAAGGGCUUAGGAGCUUUUUGGUUCGCUCACCGCUAGUUUGGAUACUUGGUGUUACACAGUUCAUUUCUUUCAUUUCGCAGCCAUUACAGAUAGAUUUUUGAAGGAGCUUCGAUCUGUUUUCAUUCUUGAGUCGUGCUUUUUACUUCACAUGUACGGAUCCGUAGCAGCGUGGACGAAACAUUUGCCUUCUUUUCUCAACAUCUACUUGUCAUUUGUUUUCUGUCCGUGCACUAGUUUUUAUGUUUUCUGGCCAGAUUGUGUAGAAUACAAUGGAAUGUGCUCAGCUGUGUGUGUGUCACAGUCUUUGGUCCUUAAAAUAACAUUCACUUAAAAAUCAAAAGCAGGACGUAGUUGUCGAGUAUGUGCUUUUUUUUUCCUUUUGUCUAUUUAUAUUGUACAAGUUCGAAUAUCCCAGUAGGCAAAGUUAAUUUGUUCAAAUUGUGGAGGAAAUGCUUGCUGACUUAACAAAAAAAAUUCGAUUUCACAGCUUUCUGUCGCCUACUGUGUGUAAAAGUUGAAUUGGAAGAAUGACCAAAGAAAGUGAACAUUGCCAUGCAAGUAUUGUAAAUAUCUGAUGUUUGUUUUUUGUACUUUUGUUUAAAAUAA